CUUCUAUGAGCUGCGACCACUUCAUGAUGUCGUUCAGUUGGAUGAUGCUCGCAACGGCAUUUCUGAUGACCAUUGCCAUGGUGAUAGGUCCAAUGGCAGGUCGCAAGUUCGACCACCAAACCAUCACCGAUGUCAAGAUACUCAAGCGCUCCGGAUACGGACUGGCCCCAGUCACCGCUGGGCCAAACCACCGCCCCGAAUUGAAUAAUGUUUGGUCGGGACAUAAGGCGGUCCUCGCCUCGGAGUAGCCCGGCGGCCUCGCUGCAUUUUGCAUUUUGCACCCUGUACCUUGCCCAGCAAGACACACCGUUCCCACGCAU
This is a messenger RNA of Polychytrium aggregatum, 320 nucleotides long. RefSeq lists its product as uncharacterized. The coding region runs from base 6 to 248 and encodes 80 amino acids. The transcript has a single exon. The record is from RefSeq and is a predicted model, not a curated record. NCBI's taxonomy places the organism in Eukaryota, Fungi, Chytridiomycota, Chytridiomycetes, Polychytriales.